Caretta caretta (loggerhead turtle) is the source of this 4055-nucleotide messenger RNA. The record is from RefSeq and is a predicted model, not a curated record. NCBI's taxonomy places the organism in Eukaryota, Metazoa, Chordata, Testudines, Cheloniidae.
UGCUUCUUCAGUGGCUGCUGGGCGGGAGAGGCGAGGCAGCCCAGCCCAGCCCGAUGCGAUUCAACACCAUGUUGCUCCAAAGCUCACCCAGGAGCCCCAGGUUGUACAGGCUAUGAAUGGGCUCUCUCCCCGUCCGAAGGGAUUUCAUUCAUUCAUGAAUUGGUCCCAAUACAGGAAGGAGGGGAAAUCUCCCCAAAGAGCUUGGCUUUAAAGGGGAAACCAACUCCACGCUCAUUUUUCUCCCCAGCGAUUGGCGCUCUAGGGAGUUGCAAAACUGUGUCCGAGGGGAUUUUUCGUUUCCUCUACUCAUUUGUGCGUCUGUCUCUUUGGGUUAAGCUGGCCGCUUUCCCCUUCCUUCUGAAGGGGAAGGAACGAGACGCCCGCGCGGGUGCUCGGACCCGCACCCUUUUCUCCCGGGGGGUGACAGUGUGGGGGUGCUGGCGAGGAGAGAGAAGAUCUAAGGCAGGCGUACGCUUCAGCCCACGGUGUGCCUGGGGCUAGUUAGUCUCUCGGAAACUCUGGCGGUGGGGCUCCUGGAAGGGCUACCAGCAAUACAGCGCCAGCAGCUCCGCCACGUUAUCUAUUAACCGGACCUGAGUUCCCAGCUCGGACGUACCUGGGGCAGCAAGAAGGAUCGAGGAGCUGGGGCAGCCGUGGGGAGAUAGAUAUUGGGGAGGCAAGGACCAUCCCCUGCCUCGUCUUAAAGCCGCACCAGCUGCCUCAGCUUGUCUAAAACAAUCCCACCACAGCCAGCCAGCAAUCUGGAGAAGUACGUGCGGGCUGAUUUUUCCCCCUGCAGGUGAAUCUCUUACUCUCCAAUUACCUUUCCCAAGAGGGAGAAGGAGCGAGGCGAGAGGGGGCAAAGUCUUGCUGUGUAUUAAAAGCAGACCAACCAGAGGUGGAGUAACAGAGGAGGACUGCUGAGGGAUGCGGUUAAUUUUUCUUCCUUCUCUGCUUGCAAGGCUGAAUCGGGACCUUCACUGGUCUGGCAAAGGGGCGAGAGCUGCGCUGUCCUUUUUUAGCAGAGAAAACCUACAUCUCUCCUUUAUAAAAAAUCCUCUGCUCACUUUUAAAUAGUGCACAAGAAACACCCCCAACCUCUCCCUCCAAAGCCCCCUCUCUUCCCUGCACCUGCUUGGCGGAUCCCUAUUUUAUUUCAAGAUACAAUCCGAGAGGAGUGGGGGAAACCCCCACGCAGCAAAUUUAUCCCCCCCCCCCCCCAGCCCCGAAGAAAUCCAUGCCAGUGGAUGCCGGAGGAGGAUUGGGAUUUUGUAAGCGAUGCAAGUGCGAUAAGGCUGGAGUUUCCCCCCGGAACCUGAAGGAGGAUCGCUAGGGCUUUCCAAAAGGAAGCGGGGCUGCAGGUAGGUGAGAAGGUGCCAGCUCUCUCCAGAUGUGAGCGGGCUCAGGCAGCAGCAGCUCCUGCUCUCAGGCGCCCCAGUCCCCCCGCCCGGUACAGUGUUGUGCGGGUUUCGGGAUGAAUAAGAGAUACUUACAGAAAGCAACAAAAGGAAAACUGCUAAUAAUAAUAUUUGUUGUAACAUUCUGGGGGAAAUUAGCAUCUGGGGCAAACCACCACAAAGCUCACCAUGUUAAAACGGGAACCUGUGAGGUGGUGGCUCUCCACAGAUGUUGUAAUAAGAACAAGAUAGAAGAAAGGUCACAGACAGUCAAGUGCUCCUGCUUUCCUGGGCAGGUAGCAGGUACCACCCGAGCAGCUCCUUCUUGUGUUGAUGCUUCAAUAGUGGAACAGAAAUGGUGGUGCCACAUGCAACCAUGUCUUGAAGGGGAGGAAUGUAAAGUUCUUCCGGAUCGGAAAGGAUGGAGCUGUUCCUCUGGGAAUAAAGUGAAAACAACUAGGCUAUGGCAGUAUUCCCAGGAGCCAAAUAUGAGUGCACUACUUCAAAAUGCCAGCUGGGGGAGCUGGCAAACAAGUUGGGGGGGAAAUCACAAAAGGAAUCUUUGCCUCUGAAGCUUGGGGCAAAGGCAGAAAACACCUCAUACUGCACUGACAGACCAGGAGGUACCCACACAGAGAAGCUAAAAUCACAGGUAAGGACACCAUUUAUAUUUUUGUCUGCCUCUGGCUCAUGUAGCUUUUUACAGCCCUUUCAAACUUCCCAUUGAAACUUCCUUUCAAAAUUGUGAUGCCAUCUAUAUUUGAAGAAAAUAGGCUGUGAUUAAGUCCAGCUGAUUCAGAAUUUUUAUUGGGGAUAAUUUGGGGCACGAUCCUGCUUCCAUGAUUUCAGCUGAAGUAAUGGAUUUAGUCUUGUCCCAUUAAAACCAAAAGCAACAAUAACAUCAAUUUAUUUUUAAAAGGAAUGAAUAAGUAUACUAAGUGACUCUCAACUGGUUUUGAAACUGUUUUUUCCCCUUUAGAAUAAUAGAUGUCUUCAACCCCAUGUUACAUAUUUUUCAUGUAAUUAUAAUGUUGUUUAUAGGUUAGAGCAGGAGAUUUGGCAUUAGGAAACAAGUUCUGAUCCCACUGGUUUGCUGGGUGACCAUGGAUAGGUCAGUGUGAGACCUCUCAGUACCUCUAUGAGGCCGCUCUAUUCCCCAGUGUUCCCAUGUGCAAAAAAGCAGAAAACACGUUGCCACCUUUGUCUUCAGUUUGAAGAGAUACUCAGGGGGAAAGGACUAUAGAAGUGAAAACUAUUAUUAGCAUUUAAUUAACUGUUUUACAGUUCAGUUAUGCAAUGUUAUAAUUCUACUUUGGGCUUCUGAUCGCAGCAUAAGCCACAUAUAUUCUUGUGUUGCACUGUUGCAUUUUUAUGUUAUAGAAAAAAACGGAAGGGUUUAUUGAACAAUUGAUUUUUAUUUACAGUUUUGUCAUCCAAAAAGGUGCUCUUAGUACUAAUGUGUCAUAACAAUUCUACUACGAGACUUUCAUUUGUAUGCUGUGCUCUAGGAACAUACAGAAUACUUAGCCAUUAUGUGUGUGUGUGCACAAGCGCACUCACACAAAGCAGAAACAUUCUAAUGGAGUUACUUUCUGGAAGAAGAUGGAAAUGAGUUACAAUGAAAACAUUAAUUCGUUAGAUUCCUCCUUGAUGUGACUCCACUGUCUUCAGAGAACAUACCGGAAGGAUGUUUAUCUCAGUGAAUUGUACAAGCUAAGGUGAUUUUGUAAAUGAUCCAAUUCAAGCAAGUAUACAAAUCAGAGACAAAACAAAACACUCCUCCACCCCUCUUCCCCCACCCUUAUAUUUGGUUGCUUGUAUUUUAACAUUUAGGGACAUAAUUAAAACUCCAAAAUCUUGAGUUUAUAAGUCAAAUCUUAAAUCUCAUUGCAAACAUCUUCAAUGACAGGCUGUAUGACCUUGAUUCUUAACACCAAAAGAUAUCAGGCAGUAUAUUAGGCAGUACCUACAUAAAAUGGCCUGAGUUUUAGAGGUGCUGAGCAUGCUCAGUGUGUCUGAAAAAUCAAUCCACAGGCCACUGAUUUAGAUACCUAAAUGUGGAUCUAGAUGCCUAACUUUGGGCAUCCUAUUUUGAAAAUUUGCCCUAAUACUUCAUAUACCUAUAAAGUAUAUGUAUAAAGCUUAGGGUUUCCUAUAGCAUACGCCACAAUAGAAUUGAGUGUAAGGAGAGUUCUCUUCUGACUAUUCAUCUGUUCAAAAUUCCCAAACUGGUUUAUGCUUUUUUUCUUUAUCUACACAUGGGAAGAACACACAUCUUUCAGAAAAAUAAUUCUUACUUGUCUCUUUCUUCUAUAUCACAGGUCUUAAUAAUUACUUAUUUUCAAAGGCCUUUCAAGUAUUUGGCUUGUCAGAAUUAAGAACUGUUGAUGUACUUGUAUGAAAUGAAUGUUAGUGAUCCAUUUCUGUUUGCUUUUGCUGACAAAUAGAAUAUUUUGCUAAAUUUUAAGUAUGUUUAAAUCUUUUCCCCUGACAUUACUGUGAUUGGUUUUUCUUAUUCUUUGAUAUCAUGCCUUUUUUGAUACAGGAAGCUAUCUUUUCUCAAAAACAUUUUUGCGGUCAUUCUGUAUAUUCCAUGAAUCCCAGUUUUGUUUGAUGUAAUUAAUUCCAUAACAAUGUAGUACCUGACAUAUGUUUGUU